AUUACUCUCAUUGCUGUUAUAUACGUAGCAUACCGUGAGCUGAGCAUAGCAUUUCUGUUUUAUUUCUUUAGGACUCGAGCUCAUGCAGAAUUAAGUGCAGAUUAGAUAAGAAAGAUCAGCUUUGGAGUGGAAAUAUGGGGUCUGAUGAGGCCUACAACUUCGUUUUUAAAGUGGUUCUUAUUGGAGAAUCCGGUGUUGGCAAAAGCAACUUGCUGUCACGGUUCACCAAGAACGAGUUUAGCCACGACAGCCGGACGACCAUCGGCGUGGAGUUCAGCACUAGAACUGUGCAGCUGAACGGACUCACUAUUAAAGCUCAGAUCUGGGACACCGCUGGAUUGGAGCGGUACCGCGCCAUCACCUCUGCAUAUUAUCGAGGAGCGGUCGGAGCUCUGCUGGUUUAUGAUAUUUCCAAGCAUCUGACGUAUGAAAGUGCCGAGCGCUGGCUAAAGGAGCUCUACGAUCACGCCGAUCCACACAUCGUAGUGAUGCUGGUGGGAAAUAAAUCCGACCUGGCAGCCGUGCGCUCCGUUCCUACAGAGGACGCCAAAGACUUUGCAGAGAAGAAUGGUCUUCUGUUCAUGGAAACCUCAGCUCUGGAGUCAGUAAAUGUUGAAGCAGCUUUCAACACUGUGCUUACAGAAAUCCACAAGAAGGUGAACAGCAAAGAAGUGACCCGCGGCUCCAUCAGUGCAGUCACGUUGUCUCAACCUAAAACUCCAGCAGAAACCCAGGAGGAGAAGAAAACCUGCUGUAAAAACUUGUGAAAGAGUCAUUCAGAUACAGUUGAAGUCCGAAUUAUUAGCCCUCCUGAAUUAUUAGCCCCCUAUAUAUUUAUUUCCCCUAUUUCUGUUAAACAGAAAGAUUUCUUUAACACAUUUCUUAACAUAAUAGUUUUAAUAACUCAUUUCUAAUAACUUUUUUUUUAUCUUUGCCAUGAUGACAGUACAUAAAAUUCUACAAGAUAUUUUUCAAGAUAUGAGUAUUCAGCUUAAAGUGACAUUUAAAGAGCCCAUAUUAUACAUGAAAUAGGGUCAUAUCUUGGUUGUAAGGGUCUCCAACAACAGUCUAAUAUGCAUGCAAGGUCAAAAAACACUUUCAUGGGCUUAUAAUCUGCAUUUAUUUUUACCUAAUUAUCCCAGCGACUCUCGUAUGAAUCGUCCAGUGAUUCAUUUGUUCCCAAACCCCUCCUUAGCGCGAAGCUAAUCUGCGCUGAUUGGACCUAUGACAGUCGAUUGGUCGACUCCCCUUCAGUGAGAGAGUGAAAUGCCCAACAGCUAUUCAGCAAUAUAAAA
This is a messenger RNA of Danio rerio (zebrafish), 1295 nucleotides long. RefSeq names its product RAB25, member RAS oncogene family b (gene rab25b). Gene Ontology annotation, molecular function: GTPase activity; GTP binding. Gene Ontology annotation, cellular component: pseudopodium membrane. The record is from RefSeq and is marked provisional. Lineage: Eukaryota; Metazoa; Chordata; Actinopteri; Cypriniformes; Danionidae.